AUGAUAGAUGUUAUUUGGAAGAUUAGAAAUGACUAUGUCUGGCAGAAUGAGAAAGAAGACGCGACAACCUUGGGAGUAAAAGCGAUCCAGAUAUGGAAUGACUGGUUUCAAGCUCAAGAUAAUUCAACAAACAAUGCUCGAGCUCAACAGGCUUUAGUUUGGAGUGCUCCAUCUGUGGGCUGGCUUAAAUGUAAUGUGGAUGCGGCUUUUAAUAACAAUAACGACACUACUGACAGGGGGUGGUGUGUGCGUAACCAUCUUGGAAACUUUAUCUACGCAGGUACUUCAUGGGAUCCCGGAACUCUUCCCGUCUUUGAAGCCGAAGCUUUGGCUCUUAAAGAAGCUAUUCUUGGAGCUAUUUCCUCGCAUUUGGAGUUUGUGACCUUCGAGAGUGAUUCCCAAAUAGUGACACAAGCUAUCCAUUCCAAUAGAAAGGGUGAUUCCGAGUUUUAUCUUAUUAUUGAGUCCAUUUGUAGUUUAUUGCUUUCCUUUCCAAACUUUGAGGUGAAGUUUGUCAAACGUCAAGCGAAUUCGGUUGCUCACUCUCUUGCGAGGGCGGCCAAUUCUUAG
Vicia villosa (hairy vetch) is the source of this 570-nucleotide messenger RNA. RefSeq lists its product as uncharacterized. Lineage: Eukaryota; Viridiplantae; Streptophyta; Magnoliopsida; Fabales; Fabaceae. Gene Ontology annotation, molecular function: RNA-DNA hybrid ribonuclease activity; nucleic acid binding. The record is from RefSeq and is a predicted model, not a curated record. The coding region runs from base 1 to 570 and encodes 189 amino acids. The transcript has a single exon.